AUGCCCCCCGCAGAACCCUGGGCAGGGCUGGGCCAUUCACCCACAGCUGCGGUCCCGGAGACUCCCCGCGCAGCCUCCAAUCCCAAACUCGACCCGGUGAAAGACUCAGAGAAAAGCGCGGGGGAUGUGGAGACGACGUGCGUUGACAAGCGCCAUGACUCGAUCGAUGGCGGCUCAAUGAAGACCUACGACCACACCCAUCGCAAGCUGAAGCCUCGCCAUGUGCAGCUCAUUGGAAUCGGUGGGACGAUCGGCACUGCGCUUUACGUGCAGAUUGGUUCGGGGCUGCGUACGAGUGGGCCUGGUAGUCUCUUUCUUGGGUUUGGUCUUUGGAGUGCUGUGAUCUUGAUCAUUACUGUUUGUCUCGCCGAAAUGGUAACCUACCUCCCCAUCUCGUCCCCCUUCAUCCGAUUCGCCGGCCGCUACGUCGACGAGGCCCUGGGCGUCGCAGCAGGAUACAACUUUUUCAUCUUCGAAGCCGCCCUCGUCCCAUUCGAGAUUGUCGCAAUCAGCCUGAUUAUCAACUACUGGACGAGCGUUAUUCCCGUCGCUGCAAUGAAUGUCAUCGUCCUCGUUCUAUACGUUGCGCUCAACGUCUUUGCUGUAAAAUGGGGGAACCCACUCGGCGACCGAUUCGGAUUCAGAUACUGGAACGAACCGGGUGCAUUUGCAGUGUUCUACAAAGAAGGCGACACCGGCCGAUUCCUCGGCUUCUUGGCUGCCGUUAUCACGGCCAGUUUCACGAUCGCCGGUCCAGAUUACGUCUCGAUGGCUGCGGGGGAAACGAUCAACCCGCGCGUCGUGCUGCCCAAGGCCUUUAAUGGUGUUUUCUAUCGAUUGACGGCAUUUUUCGUUCUGGGCGUUCUUUGCGUCGGUAUUCUGGUCCCGUAUAAUGAUCAGACCAUGGCGGAUGCGUUCGAUAAUGAUCGGCCUGGGGCUGCGGCUUCGCCGUAUGUUAUUUCGAUGGAUCGAUUGCGGAUUCCGAUCUUGCCGCAUAUUGUUAAUGCGGUUGUUUUGACGGCUUCGUUUAGUGCGGGUAAUAGUUAUGUUUAUUGCGCCAGUCGCAGUCUUUAUGGGUUGGCUCUGGAAAAGAAGGCUCCGAAGUUCUUGACGAAGUGUUCCAGUCGCGGUGUGCCGAUUUAUUGUGUGGCUGUUGUGCUUUUGAUUGCCCUCUUGAGCUUCUUGCAGGUUUCUAAUGGCGCUUCGGUGGUUUUGAAUUGGUUUGUUAAUUUGGUGACUGCGUCCCAACUGAUCAAUUUCUCCGUCGUCACUUUUACAUACAUCCGGUUCAAGAAAGCGUUGGAUGCCCAGGGUAUCGACCGCAAGACCCUGCCGUAUCGCAGCUGGUACCAGCCUUACAUCGCCUACAUCGCCUGCACUGCGACAACCGUCAUGGCCUUCGUCGGUGGUUACACUGUUUUCUUGCCGGGUCAUUGGUCUAUUCCGACGUUCCUCUUCUCAUACACCAUGAUCGGCGUCUUUCCCGUUCUUUACUUGGGGUGGAAAUUCAUGCACAAAACGAAAUUCCUCAAGCCUGAGGAGGUCGACCUGGUGACGGGCGUGGCGGAGAUUGAGGAAUAUACAAGGAAAUAUGUGCCCAUGCCGCCAAAGAGCACCCUUCACAAGUACAUCGGCAAGCUCUUUGAUUGA
This is a messenger RNA of Penicillium argentinense, 1650 nucleotides long. RefSeq names its product putative general amino acid permease (Agp2). Gene Ontology annotation, biological process: amino acid transmembrane transport. Gene Ontology annotation, cellular component: membrane. The record is from RefSeq and is a predicted model, not a curated record. NCBI's taxonomy places the organism in Eukaryota, Fungi, Ascomycota, Eurotiomycetes, Eurotiales, Aspergillaceae. Gene Ontology annotation, molecular function: amino acid transmembrane transporter activity. Bases 1 to 1650 code for a protein of 549 amino acids. The transcript has 7 exons.